This is a messenger RNA of Trichobilharzia szidati, 4715 nucleotides long. The record is from the annotation of a GenBank genome assembly. NCBI's taxonomy places the organism in Eukaryota, Metazoa, Platyhelminthes, Trematoda, Strigeidida, Schistosomatidae.
GUAAAUAUUUAUUGAGCGAUUUUCAUGUCCUAAUUUUGAUUUCGUGUUCAGUUAAAAUGGAUUUUUGUACAUUGUAUAGUUGAUAAAAGCCAAAUGGAUAUGAAAUGUCAGAAGUCUAUGACAUAUGAAAUAGAGAUAAAUAUAGAAAAUGAACUAGGAGUCUUUGAACCAAGAGACGAUGUAGCCGGUCACAUAUUAAUUAAAGCAGAAGAAGAUACAGAAAUUGAUAGCUGUAUUCUGUGGCUAUAUGGUCUAACUAAAACACGUUGGAAUGUUCAAAGUGAGAACCAUACUACUCAACCCGGUUCAUUAGCAAGUGGAAUUAACCUUCUGCGCUCAACGUCUAAUUUUAAGCGUCUAAACAAUUCUACUACAACCUACAUUACUGAAAAUAAAUUUUGUAAAUUACUGUCAAAUGCAUCAAGUGUUUUAAGGAAGACAACAACAUCUAAACUUCAGGAUAAUUCGUCAUUUCGAUUACCUUUGAGAACCUGUUGCACUGAUCAAGGCUAUUUAUCUGAUACACAUUACAAAUCCUCUUGUAAUUAUAAUCAUUCAUCGUGUUUUCUUGACCAUGAGAUUAAUGGUGAGACACGAAUUGGUGGAUCUUGGAUUUCAGGCUCAGGAUCGUUUAACUCUUCAUUGGAUGCAGAAAGCAGCAUUAGAAGUUUUCAUAGUCUUGGAAAGUUUGGUUAUCCCAGUGGUGCAAAUAAUUUUGCUGACUUUUCCUUCAGGUCAUCACAACAAUUUACAAUGAGAAAUCAGUUAUACGAUGCAGGAUGUCUCCCUUCAUUUUGUCUGGAACAAUGGAAAAAAUUAUUUGAGGUGGAUCCCGACAAGAAGAAGUGUUUAUAUAAUGGCGACUUACAGUUAAUUUACAAAUCGAAACUCGACUUACUUAAACAGCAUCAACAAUAUUUAUCUGGUAAGAGUAAAGAUAAAGGGGAUAAUUCCACAAGGGAUGGGACCACUGAAAUACUAAAGGUUAUUCAUCAUGAUAAUGGUAAUGAAGAUAAUUUAGACAAAAGUUAUAACGACAAGGAAUCUUCUAGUGAACCAAUAAAUUCAGAAGAGAAAAUGAACAGGGGAUCAUCGCAACGAUAUCAACACAAUACUGGUACAAAGUAUUAUGAACUAAUGAACAUGACAAACGAAAAAUCACAGACAUCCGCAGAGAAGAAUAUUAAACUGAAGCCGAAAUUCAUACUGACGCGUGGUAUACAUGUAUUUGAUUUUGAAUUCCAACUACCCGCAGACCUGCCCGGUUCAUUUGAAUUACCAAGCAACUGUCUAGCAGGAGGUGCUUCAGCUAGCAUUACAUAUGCUGUACGCAUUGAAAUAUACAGUAAUCGUUCAAAGAUGAAACAUGUACAACAAAGAGAGAUUAUUGUAUUUAGACCACUGGAAUUAAUACAUUUUCCAAGAUUAAGAGAUCGAAUCACAUUACAUCGAGAGUUUGUAUCACUUGGUUGUUGUUCAAAUCCUAGUGGAAUAAUUCAGUGCGAUUUAGCAGUGAACAAAACUGGAUUUGUUCCUGGUGAAACUAUCAUUCCUCAAGUACACAUUACAAACCGAUCGAGUCGUGCUAUACAAACUGUACACUUAACAUUUGCUCAGACAGUCUUUUUGAAAGGUGUUAAUAAUCAAAGUCAUUUUGAAGUCCUACGUAUAUUUGCGACAAAGUUAAACGCUCAGCCUGCAGCAUUAGGAUUCGAUUUAUUCGAUCAGUUAGAUGUGAACAGUCUUGGUGGAUUAUUUUCACCAUCUAAUUCUUUCUCAUCAAGAAGUUCAGCGAAUCGUGUCGACCGUAUUCAACAACAACAUCCGCAUCAACAACAAGAGCAUCAGCUGUGUAACGUGAAUGCAAAACAACAACACAGUAAAGAUGCAGAAUCGCAUUCUAAUCAACGUCAAAAAAGUCGCAAACGUCAUCAACACCAUUCAUCGUCGACAAAUGUAGUUGCUGUUCCUAGUCAAGGUGGUAAGGCUUUCUUUACAGAUCUAAUACAUGUACCACCGCUCCCAACAAGUGGUUUGUUUGGAAGACAAAGCUUAAUCUACCUGGAAUAUUCAUUGAUUUUACGACUUCGUAUGCAAGGAGACAAGGAAGGUAAACAUGAUCACUGUAUGCAGAUCCCCAUCACAAUAGGAUCCGAUCCCACCAGAGAAACAUCAUUCACCGGGAAUAAUGAAGUUGUACCUUGUUAUGCAUCAUUCAAUUUCGCUUCUGGUGAUAUUGUUGAAUACGAUCCAUCAGAUCAGACUACAGCGACGAGUUUAACACCAGUCUAUCGAUACUUUAAACCUAAACCAAUAGAAAAACCUGUAAAUAGGUCAAACAUAACAUUUUCUUCUGAAUCACCAGUGAAUAGCAAUAGUAUAAAAUCAGUACAGAUCACAUCAAAGUCUAGUCCUUCAAUACUCAAAACACCCGGCACUUCAGGUGUGCCUACUGGUACUGGUACUGGAGCUAAUACAACGAGGAAUAAUCGACAAAACUCCUUUAAAUCGAACAAGUCAUUAUGCGAUAAUGAGAACUUGCAACAAGUUCCACGAAAUUUUCAUCGUCAACAGGACAAACGGUUGAAGAAUAUAGCCGGUUCACCAGAUAUGAAUAAAGCCUCGUUUACGACACUAUAUAAUUCUGAUGGAGCUAAAUCAGACAGUUGUUCAUAUAAACAGACACAAAAUAAAAUACGCAAGCAUACCUCAUCGUACAAACUAAAACAUCAAAAUAAUUUUCAAGAUGUAACACCUCAAAAAACACACAUUUCACGUUCAGCCGGAGUAAUUUCAACUCCUACUGACUUAGACAAAGAAUCCCCACAGGUAUUUUUAUCUAGUCAACAGUUUUUCGAUGAUGGUGGUGUAAUUAUACAAACUGAUCCAAAUGAGUCUAGUGAUGCCACUGAUCGAUUAUUUAAGUCUUGUAGACUGAAUAAAAAUGAGACAAUAAUUUCACCGGUUGAGAAAAGUAGAAACCUGUCUCAUCAAUCAGGUAAACAUCAUCAGUUGAAAACAUCACAUGAAAAUGAUGCAGAAGACUAUUUAUCGUCUAAUGUAAUUCAGAAAAAACAUCCCCACACAUCACCGUUUUGUCUACAUUAUUUAGAAGAAUCAGGUUUAGGAUAUAAAUGUAAAUCACAGACAAACAUUCCAUUACGCCAACAUUCAGUUGGAUUAUUGCCAGAUCAACAGUUGCAGUUUGAUAAUACUGAAAGUUGUAAAGGUAACAGGCACCCGUCUAAUGAGCAUUUUCAGCAAUACAGUUCAAGUGUAAUCAAGCCAAAUCCAGUUCAUUAUGAUGAUAAUAAUGAUGAGGUGGAGAACAAUGAAGGCGAUGAAGAUGAGGAAGAUAACAUUCCUUAUGAAAGUAAUACUGAUGAUAUAACUAGUGAUGAAAUUAAUAGGUUCACUUUUAAGGCAAGUCACUUCUAUCUGUCAUCGAAUGACAAUUUAAAACAGUGUACAGAAAGGCCAUUCAACUCAGACAAUCUUUCAACAAGAACACAUGAAAGUUCUUCUGUUUCCAGUGAAAAUGAAGACGAAGACGAGGAUGAGGAAGAAGAAUAUGAUGAUGACGAGGAGGGGGAAGAGGACGAGGAGGAGGGGGAGGAGGAAGAGGACUACACUGACAACAAUGUCGCAAAUAAUCAGUGCAUUUAUGAAGAAGACGCUAGUGAAAACAAGGAUGGCAGUCAGCCUGAUGACAAUGAAGAAGAAUCAGAGAAACAAUUCGGAAACCAGCGACAAAAUGAAAAGCAAGAACCAUUGAAACAAUCAUUAAAGAUUUCCCACGAAGAAUUGCAUUCCCAGUCGUCUUCCAGUCCUAAUCAUACAUCAGCAGAUAUAAGAGAGUUAUAUUUCAAAGUUCAGCAAAUAUCAGAGCAUAAAAAUAUUCCAGCUAAUUAUACAUUUAAACAGAAUAAAAGUAUAUAUGAUGCAUAUUGGAAUUGUCCAAGGGUUGAGCCUAUUGUGGGUCGUAAGUCUGAAACAGAUGGUUUCUGGACAUAUGGUCAUGGAAGUACAAGUGAAAAAGCAACAGAAAGCAACGAAACCAGUACAUAAAUGUCCUGCGUUGGAAAGCUAUUCCCUCUUGUUUUGUAAAUUUUAACUUUUUUUUUCUAAAAAUAAGAAAGAAUAUUUUAACCUCAACUAUGCUUCCAUUUCAUACAGAAAUAAUUAGUAGUGUAAAAAAAGAAGACUUCUUGAAUCUUUCAAAUAAUAAUCUUUUUAUACUUAAUUCGUAUAACAAACAACGUUUAUCUUGUAAUUUUUUUUGUUUUUAACGGCGUUUUAAGUAAAAUAACAGAAUAAUUGUGAACAGAUUUCACUAAUAACUAGUUACGGUGAUGAAUUGCAGCUUAAACAGAUUUCUUUUCUCGUUCAACACAAAAGCCUAAUGAGCAAGGAAAUAUUUUUUGUUGUCGUGAAUAUCAAUCAUUUGAAAGCGUUUUCACAGUGAAUUAUGCAACAUGAAAUUAUGACAAAACCCCUUCUAAUUAGUAAUUUUGCUAAUGAUAAAUGAAUAACAAUGAUUAUAGUAAUUCGGGCAGAUGGUAAAAGGCUGAAAAGAUGACCUGCACAAUGCAAUGUGUUUUAAUGCAAUGCUCAGUGUGCAAGCAUGUUUUUCUCCUUUUAAAUCUAAAAUAAAUAUGAGCAAUUAUUGUAUAUAAGUGAUUGUGCUAAUAACAUAUACCACGGUGUGAGUGCAC